AUGGACAAUUCUCUCGUAGGCGACAUUGAGGUGGGCGGCAAUGGCGAUGCCUUCCUCGCCAUGUAUACUCCGCGUACUCAUCGCGGAUUGCCCCCCGCCCCGCCGCCGCGCCAGUCGUACUUGUGGCCGGCCGACCGCGCGCUCCACGUGUCCCCCGCCCGGGAGCCGAACCAAAUUGAGCUGCACGGCCGCGUCCGCGAGCAGUCGACUUCGGCCUUGAGAUCAUCCAAGGGGAUGUUACGCCGCGCCAUGGUCUCGAGCCAGCAGAUGGAACAAUUUGAACCCGACGCCGCCGACUGCCAAACCGCCGCUGCCCUUAUUCGCGACGUGUUUUCUCACCGGCCACAGCUUGGCUCGAGCGUCGGCCUGGCACUCCCCGGCUCUGAUUUCGGAACGCUCAGAUUUUAG
Chaetomium globosum CBS 148.51 is the source of this 408-nucleotide messenger RNA. RefSeq lists its product as uncharacterized. NCBI's taxonomy places the organism in Eukaryota, Fungi, Ascomycota, Sordariomycetes, Sordariales, Chaetomiaceae. The coding region runs from base 1 to 408 and encodes 135 amino acids. The record is from RefSeq and is a predicted model, not a curated record. The transcript has 2 exons.